AUGGCGACAGUACCUUUGUUCAGCCAAUUCCCCUGCAAAACCCUAGUUCAUACCUCAUCAAACUCUAAAUCCCAAUCAAAAUCUCCGAUUCUAGUGCCUGUAAAUCCAAUCAAUCGACGGUCGGAAAUCGCUGUUCAUCGGCCGGAUUUCAGAGUCCGAGCUAUAGACGCUGAUGACGAAUGGGGUCCAGAUGCGGUGGAGAGAGGAGGAGGAGGAUCUGUAUCUGUGGCGGAGAAAGCAGCAGAAGAAGCAAUCGGAUCAGUGGAAGAGACGGAGCGGUUAAAGAGAUUGUUAGCGGAUUCGUUGUACGGAACAGAUCGAGGUUUAAGCGCAUCGAGCGAGACGAGAGGAGAAAUCGGUGAGCUUAUAACUCAGCUCGAGUCUAAGAACCCUACUCCAGCUCCUAACGAAGCUCUGUUUCUACUCAACGGCAAAUGGAUUCUCGCCUACACAUCGUUCGUUGGUUUGUUCCCACUGCUCUCACGCAGAAUUGAACCGUUGGUUAAAGUGGAUGAGAUCUCUCAGACCAUUGAUUCCGAGAGCUUCACCGUUCAAAACUCUGUCCGGUUCGCUGGUCCACUCGCCACAACAUCCUUUAGCACCAAUGCCAAGUUCGAAAUCCGAAGUCCCAAACGCGUUCAGAUCAAGUUCGAGCAAGGCAUUAUCGGGACUCCUCAACUAACGGAUUCGAUCGAAAUCCCGGAAUUUGUUGAGGUUCUUGGUCAGAAAAUCGACCUCAACCCUAUUAAAGGGUUACUUACAUCGGUCCAAGACACGGCUUCUUCAGUGGCUAAAACCAUUUCAAGCCAACCACCUUUGAAAUUCUCUUUGCCUGGAGACAACGCGCAGUCGUGGCUUCUCACAACUUAUCUCGACAAAGACCUUCGGAUCUCGAGAGGCGAUGCCGGAAGUGUCUUUGUGCUCAUCAAAGAAGGAAGCCCACUCUUAAACCCUUAA
Arabis nemorensis is the source of this 957-nucleotide messenger RNA. The record is from the annotation of a GenBank genome assembly. Lineage: Eukaryota; Viridiplantae; Streptophyta; Magnoliopsida; Brassicales; Brassicaceae.